AUGUCGUCGUUUAAUAUCGAUAGUACGCAUGGACCGCAAGCGAAAAGUCGUGAAUUUGAGAAAAAUUUCAAUCUCUCAACCUUAUAUGGUGCUAAUGGUACUGGCUGUGUCCAAUCUUACAAACGUUUCAUAACACUUCUUGAUGAGACAGAAAGAAGAAAUAAUGAGAAAGAAGUAAGCACGAGGCAGAUGACGGUAAAGGGCCUUGGUCGAAAAGACAUGAACCAUCUGAUCGUCGAUGCUUUGCGGAUUUAG
Messenger RNA from Clunio marinus, 255 nucleotides. The record is from the annotation of a GenBank genome assembly. NCBI's taxonomy places the organism in Eukaryota, Metazoa, Arthropoda, Insecta, Diptera, Chironomidae.